AUGGCGGACUCAGGCGAAACUUCACCUCCAAGCUCGGGGGCGAGGAGGCAAAGAGCACCCACGAUAACAAUCGAUACUUCUGCUGUUUCUAGCAACAGUCCACCUCAAGCUAUGGAUCACGACGCAGUUGCUUUGAGGGCUUUAUCAAAUUCCCCUUCGACUUUACAAGGUGACAUUAGCCCUGUAACAUAUGAUGGAACAGGAUCGCAAACUCGAGGCCAUCGAUCCAAUCAAGCAAGUCAUUCAUCGAUACCAGAAUUAAGAACAACAAAUUCAUUCGACAGUCGAGACAGUAGGCCAACAUCACCACAUAAUGUGUCGUCGCCAACGUCGAGAGGAAAUCCCGGAUUCUUGGCUGUUCCUGGUCUUCGAUCACGACAAAACUCCAUCGAAUCUGACGAUGGAAACCAUUCAACUACGAGUUACGGUGGAGAAACCUGCGCCGGAACUUCCACCGCAGGACAGAUGGACAAGCAUAGGGAGUUGGACGGAAAUAAUGAUAUAAUGAACGAUCCAGAUGCUUUAAAGCCAGAUUUAGGGACCGAGGAGGACUUCGAAGCCGAAAACAACAAUUUUGCAUUUUCUCAAGGGCAACUUAACAAAUUAGUAAAUGGCAAGAGUUUAGCGGCCUUCUAUGCUCUCGGAGGUCUUGCAGGAUUAGAAAAGGGAUUGCGAACGGAUCGAAGAAGUGGUCUCAGUGUGGAUGAGCAGUCUUUGGAUGGAACGAUAUCUUUCGAGGAAGCAACAGCUGCCGCAUCUCAAAGAUCGCCGGUCCUCAGCGAACAAUCGAAAUCUUCAAAAACCCCUGUGGCCACCAAGGUAUCUUCGAUGCCACCAACAGGGUCGGGGCAUGCACAAUCACACGUUCAAGCGCACGGUGCUUAUUCCGAUCGGCAACGUAUCUUCAAGGAUAAUAGAUUACCCGAGAAGAAAGGUAAAAGCAUUUUCGAGUUGAUGUGGAUCACUUACAAUGACAAGGUUCUUAUCCUGUUGUCUAUCGCUGCUGCAAUCUCAUUGGGUGUUGGAUUAUAUCAAACAUUCGGUACGAAACAUGACGCGGAACAUCCUCCUAUUGAGUGGGUCGAAGGUGUCGCAAUUAUAGUAGCUAUCGUGGUUGUGGUGAUUGUAGGAUCUCUCAAUGAUUACCAGAAAGAACGCCAAUUCGUCAAACUCAACAAAAAGAAAGAAGAUCGAGAUGUGAACGUUAUUCGGUCCGGAAAAACUUUGGAAAUCUCGGUUUUUGAUGUUUUGGUUGGUGAUGUUAUGCAUCUUGAACCUGGAGACAUGAUUCCCGUGGAUGGAAUUUUCAUUGAAGGACAUAACGUUGUUUGCAACGAAUCUCAAGCAACCGGAGAGUCUGAUUUGAUUAAAAAACGACCAGCCGACGAUGUCUACAACGCAAUUCAAAAUCACGAAAGCUUGAGGAAAAUGGACCCUUUCAUUCUUUCAGGAGCCCAGGUUAGCGAGGGAGUUGGAACAUUUCUGGUUACGGCUACUGGUGUUAAUUCUAUGUAUGGAAAGACCUUGGUCGCUUUGAGGGAAGAUCCCGAAUCUACACCUCUUCAAACAAAAUUGAACACACUAGCCGAAUAUAUCGCAAAGCUUGGUGGAGCUGCCGGUCUUCUUCUCUUCAUCGUUUUGUUCAUCGAAUUCUUGGUCCGCUUACCUGGCAAUAACGGUACCCCGACAGAAAAAGGUCAACAAUUUCUCAGUAUUUUCAUCGUCACGGUUACAAUUAUUGUGGUUGCGGUACCUGAAGGUUUACCACUGGCCGUCACCCUGGCUCUGGCCUUUGCUACAACUCGCAUGUUGAAGGACAACAAUUUAGUCAGGCAUCUCAAAGCUUGUGAGGUUAUGGGAAAUGCUACGACUAUUUGUUCUGAUAAAACCGGUACUUUGACUCAAAAUAAAAUGUUGGUGGUCGCAGGAACCUUAGGAACUAGCUCUCGAUUUGGCGGUACAGUAGAGUCGUCUGGGAAGGAUCAAUCGGACAAUGGCAAGCAGCCACAGCGAGAAGCUGAUAACAUGUCUCCCAAAGAAGUAGUAUCUACUUUAGAUUCAAGUGUCAAGGCAAUGCUCAAGCAGGCGGUCGUCUUCAACUCAACCGCUUUUGAGGGCGAGGUCGAUGGCGAAGCUAGCUUCAUUGGUUCCAAAACAGAAACUGCGCUCUUACUCUUCGUGCGAGAACAUUUGGGACUGAGCCCGCUCGCCGAAGAACGUUCUAAUGGCACCAUCACACAACUCAUUCCUUUCGAUUCGGGCCGAAAAUGUAUGGGAGUGGUUUUACAAUUGGACAAUGGCACAUAUAGACUCUACGUCAAGGGUGCAUCUGAGAUUCUUCUCGAAAAGUGCACAGAAAUCAUUCGGGACCCAACCAAGGAUACUAGCAGUGUCCAAAUGACCGAGGAUAACCGCCUGACCCUGACUUCCAUCAUUGACAACUAUGCUUCCCGAUGCCUCCGUCCAAUUGGACUCCUCUACAGAGAUUUCGAGAGUUGGCCACCCAAGGGCGCUCGCGUCAUUGAAGGAGAGAAAAAUCAAGUUGUAUUCGAUGACAUCUUCAAGGAAAUGGUACUUUUAGGUAUCGUUGGAAUCCAGGAUCCACUUCGUGAUGGCGUGCCGGAAGCUGUCCGUAUUUGUCAAAAUGCCGGUGUGGUUGUUCGCAUGGUCACCGGAGAUAACAUGGUUACUGCUAAAGCCAUCGCUACAGAGUGUGGCAUCUUCACUCCUGGUGGCAUUGUUAUGGAAGGACCAGCAUUCCGAAAUUUGAGUCCAUCGAAGAAGGAGCAGAUUAUCCCACGUUUGCAGGUUCUCGCACGAUCUAGUCCGAAAGACAAAGAGGAUUUGGUCAAGGCUCUCAAAAAACUUGGUGAAACCGUUGCAGUCACUGGUGAUGGUACCAAUGAUGCGCCUGCUCUGAAGAAGGCCGAUGUUGGAUUCUCCAUGGGUAUCGCUGGUACUGAGGUUGCAAAGGAAGCUUCUGCCAUUAUUCUUAUGGAUGAUAACUUUAACUCGAUUGUCAAGGCUAUGAUGUGGGGACGUGCUGUUAACGAUGCUGUGAAGAAAUUCUUGCAAUUUCAAGUCACCGUCAACAUUACUGCCGUUCUCUUGACCUUCAUUUCCGCUGUCGCUAGUUCUGAUGAAACGUCCGUUCUUACCGCGGUUCAACUGCUGUGGGUCAAUUUGAUCAUGGAUACCAUGGCAGCUCUUGCAUUGGCCACUGAUCCACCAACUCCCAGCAUCUUGGAUCGAAAGCCCGAUCCCAAGUCAGCACCUCUUAUUACUAUGACGAUGUGGAAAAUGAUUAUUGGUGAAUCGAUCUAUCAACUAACGAUUACCCUACUCUUGUUCUUCGGUGCAGAAAGCAUUCUUUCUUACCAAUCCGACCGUGAAAUUGCACAAAUCCCAACAUUGAUCUUCAACACCUUUGUCUGGAUGCAAAUAUUCAAUCAAUGGAACAACCGCCGUCUUGAUAACAAGUUCAACAUUUUCGAAGGAGUUUAUCGCAACUGGUUCUUCAUGGGAAUCAAUGUUGUCAUGGUUGGUGGCCAAGUCAUGAUCAUUUUCGUUGGUGGCAAAGCCUUCAAUGUUGUCCAUCUAAACGGAGCCCAAUGGGCAUACUCCAUCAUUCUUGGUUUCCUCUCCAUCCCGGUCGGAGCUUGCAUACGUCUCGUCCCCGAUGAAUUACUCAUGUCAUUGAUCCCUAGCUACUUGAUGAAUCGAAACAAGAACCCAGAAGUUACCAUCUCGGACGAGGAAGAGCAUUUCCAAUUUCCCAAGCCGUUGGCGGAUGUCAAGGAAGAAUUGACUUUCCUCAAGAAGUACAAGGGUGGUCGAUUGAACAAUCUAAGAUUUGCCAUGCAACAAACUCGUGAUCAAUUAUUACCACGUUCAAGGAGCAACUCCCGAUCAAGAGAUAAUUCAGUUGCGCCAACUACCAAUUCAGAUGAUCCCAAUCGGGAUAAUGCUUUUGGCCCGAAUGGUUCAUUCACAAAUCCUGAACCUCGCAAACGUGGAAGGAGCACUCGAUCUCGAUCAAAUUCAGCAUUGGGUGCUACGACAGUCAUGGCAGGUAUUAUUGCUGGUAGUGUUGCUGGAUGGUCUCCAAUCGAGCGGAACUAUGGCGAUAAUGAUAUGUUUUCACGUUCCAGGGGAAGAUCAGAGUUAGAGGCUUCUGACGAAAUACAAAUUCACCCUGACACCAGACCUGAUGAUCCAGUCAUCACGGAAAAUCCACAACACCUCCAUGGACCCCCUUCACAAAAUCCCGAGAUUACUUCUGCGCCAGCGUCUUCUAACGUUCCUACUUUGAAGAUUCCAAAUCCGACCCGACAACCAUCAAACGAUGAGUAA
Molecule: messenger RNA, 4353 nt
Organism: Sclerotinia sclerotiorum 1980 UF-70
Lineage: Eukaryota; Fungi; Ascomycota; Leotiomycetes; Helotiales; Sclerotiniaceae
Exons: 3
Coding region: 1-4353 (1450 amino acids)
Biological process (GO): intracellular calcium ion homeostasis; calcium ion transmembrane transport
Cellular component (GO): membrane; intracellular membrane-bounded organelle
Molecular function (GO): ATP binding; ATP hydrolysis activity; P-type calcium transporter activity
Source: RefSeq, a predicted model, not a curated record